This is a messenger RNA of Pseudophryne corroboree (corroboree frog), 1884 nucleotides long. RefSeq names its product eukaryotic translation initiation factor 4A2 (gene EIF4A2). The record is from RefSeq and is a predicted model, not a curated record. The transcript is spliced from 11 exons. Gene Ontology annotation, molecular function: ATP binding; RNA binding; RNA helicase activity. NCBI's taxonomy places the organism in Eukaryota, Metazoa, Chordata, Amphibia, Anura, Myobatrachidae. The coding region runs from base 81 to 1304 and encodes 407 amino acids.
AAUAUAGUCCCGGCCAUAUAAAAGACAGGCGCUGCCGCCAAUAGUUCUUUUCAGUUGAGCUUGGAAUCGCUGUGCGGAUCAUGUCAGGUGGCUCUGCAGAUUAUACCAGAGACCAUGGCGGCCCAGAAGGAAUGGACCCCGAUGGUGUCAUUGAGAGCAACUGGAAUGAAAUUGUUGACAAUUUUGAUGACAUGAAUCUAAAAGAAUCUCUUCUGAGAGGCAUAUAUGCUUAUGGUUUUGAAAAGCCCUCUGCUAUUCAGCAACGAGCAAUCAUCCCCUGUAUUAAAGGGUAUGAUGUGAUUGCUCAAGCUCAGUCAGGUACUGGCAAGACAGCCACAUUUGCUAUUUCCAUCCUGCAGCAACUGGAGAUUGAUCUCAAGGAGACCCAAGCUUUAGUAUUGGCUCCCACAAGAGAACUGGCUCAACAGAUUCAAAAGGUCAUUUUGGCCCUUGGUGACUAUAUGGGUGCAACAUGCCAUGCUUGUAUUGGAGGAACGAAUGUUCGUAAUGAAAUGCAGAAACUGCAGGCAGAAGCACCACACAUUGUGGUUGGAACUCCUGGCCGUGUGUUUGAUAUGUUGAAUCGCCGUUACCUGUCUCCUAAAUGGAUCAAAAUGUUUGUUUUGGAUGAAGCUGAUGAAAUGUUGAGCCGUGGGUUUAAGGAUCAAAUUUAUGAGAUCUUUCAAAAGCUAAGCACAAACAUUCAGGUUGUCUUGCUAUCUGCCACUAUGCCAACUGAUGUGUUGGAGGUGACCAAAAAAUUCAUGAGGGAUCCAAUCCGUAUUCUUGUAAAAAAGGAGGAAUUGACUUUGGAGGGGAUAAAGCAAUUCUACAUUAAUGUGGAACGUGAGGAAUGGAAGCUGGACACGCUCUGUGACCUGUAUGAGACUCUGACUAUUACCCAGGCUGUAAUUUUUCUUAAUACUAGAAGAAAAGUUGACUGGCUGACAGAAAAAAUGCAUGCAAGAGACUUUACAGUGUCUGCUUUGCAUGGUGACAUGGACCAGAAGGAACGAGAUGUCAUUAUGAGGGAGUUCAGGUCUGGGUCCAGUCGUGUAUUGAUAACUACGGACUUGCUGGCACGUGGCAUAGAUGUGCAGCAAGUAUCUCUGGUUAUUAAUUAUGAUCUUCCAACCAAUCGUGAAAACUACAUUCACAGGAUUGGGCGUGGAGGCCGCUUUGGUAGGAAAGGUGUGGCCAUAAACUUUGUUACAGAGGAGGAUAAAAGAAUUCUUCGGGAUAUUGAGACUUUCUACAAUACUACAGUGGAGGAGAUGCCCAUGAAUGUGGCUGAUCUGAUUUGAUUCCUGGGAUGAGAUUUUGACUGCCGUACUCGCUGUUGCUGAAUAGGCGAAUAACGACGCACAUUGUGCUUUUCUUUGGAAAUAUAUUGAAUCUUGUCUCAAUGCUCCUAACGGAUCAGAAAUACAGAUUUUGUGAAGCAAAGCGACAAUAGUCGCCGUCUUUGGAAGGAAAGCUGUGGGCUUUAUCCUCUUUCCAGAGUUUAGACUGUUGGGGUUGGGUUGUAAAGCGAUGGGGUCUUUACAUUUUUGUGUUAGACAUUUAUUUCCUAGUUAUAGAGAAAUGGUUGUGUUUGAUGUGCUUUAUCAUUUAAUAACUUACUUAUGGACUAAAAGAUAUAAGUGCUGCAUAAAAUCAGCCAAUUAUGUUAAAUUAGCAUAUACACACUUAUUGUACAGUACAGAUUUAGAGUUUGCUAAAUUAAGAGGGCAUAUACAUUUUUGUUUAAAUGUAUAUUUAUUCAAUAAGGUAAGUGCAUUUGUGAUGGGCCCUGAAACCCCAACAAUCUGUCUUCAGCUUAAUUGUAAAGUUGCCACAUUGCACAUGAAUUUAAAUGUUUAAUAAAUAGUAUAUUUAAUCUGA